Molecule: messenger RNA, 216 nt
Organism: Cooperia oncophora
Lineage: Eukaryota; Metazoa; Nematoda; Chromadorea; Rhabditida; Trichostrongylidae
Source: the annotation of a GenBank genome assembly
AUGGGCGACGCUAGGACAGGUUCAACGCAGCCAGGCCAACAAGUGAAUUCGUCACCUGCUAAGAAGGAAUCUAUGGGAGGAGGACAAGAAGCAAAGAACACUCAGUGGGACUCAAACAAUAGCAAAUGGGACUCCAACAAUGGCAAUAAAUCGAGUUCUUCGGGCGAUCAAGGAUCCAGCACAAAUAGCAGCAUUCAUGAAUUGUUCGGUAUGUAG